UCGUGAGGAGCUGGGGUCCGGGGGGGCCGGUGCCGCCUCCGCAGCGCGGGGGGGUGCGGGGCGGCGGCAGGUGGGAGCCCCGGGGCAAGCCAGGACCCGGGUGGGCAGCGGCCCACGGGCACGCAGUGACACGGGGUGACAAAGCCACCCGUGCCGUGACACCGGGCGAGGAGCCAGCCCACUGCGUGCUGUGGCAGCGGGUGGCCGGAGCCAGCCCAUGAUGUGCGUGGUGACAGUGGGUGACCAAAGCCACCCCACAACAUGACACUGCGUGACCAAAGCCACUCUACGCCGUGACACCGGGUGACCAAAGCCACCCCACACUGUGACACUGCAUGACCAAAGCCACUCUACGCCAUGACACCAGUGACAACGCCACCCCACACCGUGACGCUGCGUGACCAAAGCCACUCUACGCUGUGACACCGGGUGACCAAGCCACCCCGCGCCGUGAUGCCAGGCGAGCAGUGAGCCCAGCGCAUGCCAUGUCACUGGGUAACAGCCCGCCCCACGCUGUGACACUGGGUGAGCAGUGAGCCUGGUGCCUGCUGUGACACUGGGUGACCAAAGCCACCCCCUGCCACCACACCGGUGACCCAGCCACCCUGCACCGUGACACCAAGUGAGCAGUGAGCCUGGUGCCUGCCGUGACACUGGGUGACCAAGCCACCCUGUACCGUGACAACAGAUGACUGAGCUGUUCUGUGCCGUGACAGCAGGCAAGCAGCAAGCCUGGCACUUGCGGUGACACCGGGUGACCGAAGCCACCCUAUCCCACAUGCUGUGACACUGGGUGACAAGGCCACCCCACUCUGCAAUACCGGGUGUCUGAAGCCGCCCUGCACCGUGACACCAGGUGAGCAGCUGGCCCGGCGCAUGCUGUGACACCGGGUGACCAAAGCCACCCUGUGCAAGCCAGCCCCGUGUGCCGGUGCCGUGUCCCCUGCACCCGUGUGACACCGCGGGGCAGAGCGUGGCCAUGGGGGCCCUCGGGGGGCCGGGGGCCCCGCUGCUGCUGGCCCUGGCGCUGCUGGCACCCUGGGGGUCUGCGGGUGGGAGCUGCCCCCCGCGCUGCAUCUGCGCCUCCAACAUCCUGAGCUGCUCGCAGGCGGUGCUGAGCGCCGUGCCGGCACCGCUGCCCCGCUUCACUGCCGUCCUCGACCUCAGCCACAACAAUGUCAGCCGGCUGCGCGCCGACUGGGCGCCGGGGCGCCUGGCCCACCUGCACGCCCUGCUGCUCAGCCACAACGGGCUCUCCUUCGUCUCCACCGAAGCCUUCAGCCACGUACCCCACCUGCGGCACCUGGACCUCUCCUCCAACCGCCUCCGGGCGCUGGAGGAGAACCUCUUCAGCGACCUGGCUGAGCUGGAGGUGCUGCUGCUCUACAACAACGAGAUCUCCGCCGUGGAUCGCACCGCCUUCGACAACCUGGGCCGCCUCCGCAAGCUCUACCUGGGCCAGAACCGCAUCGCCCGCUUCCCGCUGGAGCUGCUGCGGGACGGCAGCCGCCUGCCCCAGCUCGCCCUGCUCGACCUCUCGGCCAACCGCCUGCGCAGCGUGCCCGUGGGCGAGCUGCAGGCGCUGCCCGCCUGGCUGCGCGACCGCCUCUACCUGCACGGCAACCCACUGGCCUGCGACUGCCCGCUCUUCCAACUGGUGGCCCGCGGCCACCGGCGCCGCCUCAGCGCCGUGCUGGAUUUCCAGGAGGAGCUGCGGUGCCACCUGCCCAGCGCCCCGACGCCCGUCGGCAUCCUCGCUCUGGCCGGCCGGCAGCCCCUCAACUGCAGCGAGGCGCGGGAAGCGGUGCUGGAAGCCCACCUGGGUGACACCGUCACCCUCAGCUGCGACACCCGGUUGCGGGGGGUGCGUAGCCGGCACUGGGUGACGCCGGGAGGCGAACGGGUGCUGGAGGAAGGGGGGAACGGCAGCGCUGCCCUCCUGGCCAACGGCAGCCUGCAGCUGCGGGCGCUGCGCCCCGAGGACGCCGGCACCUACGCCUGCUGGGUGGCGGGUCCCCUCCUCAACGAGACCCUUUACGUGGAGCUGCUGGUGCACAACUUCACCCUGCACGGUCCCCACGACACCCUAAACACCGCCUACACCACGCUGGUGGGCUGCAUCCUGAGCGUGGUGCUGGUGCUCAUCUACCUGUACCUCACCCCCUGCCGCUGCUGCUGCUGCCGCAGCACCGACAAGCCCCCGGCACCCCGCGACGACAGCAUCAACUCCUCGGUCCUCAGCACCACCCCCAACCAUGCCCGUGUUCCCGGGGAGCCCUGCCGGUCCCGCUCAGCCUCCACCGCCAGCCCGGGGCAGAACGGCAGGUUCAAGGUCGGGGGGACCCCCCAGCUGCCCCCCCGGCACGGCCCCAAGGCGCAGAGGAAGGUGUCGGAUCCGGACUCGGUCAGCUCAGUCUUCUCCGACACCCCCAUCGUGGUGUAGGGGACCGUCCCCAGGGACGCCCCCUGUCCCCACUGCCGCUGGGACCCCUUCCCGACGGAUGCGCUGCGGGCAGGAGGGGCAGCCCGGCCCCCCCCGCCCCCGCCACAUCCCCAGCUUGUGGGGGGACGCGCCAUUGCCCCCCUGGACUGAGCAUCGCCGCUGGCCACCCACACUGGCUUCCGCCAAGGUCACUGCCACCGCGCUGGCACCACGAGGGACAGGGGGUCUCCGGUGGGAGCAGCGUGGCCGCAGAGCAGGGGGGGCACCGGCCCCGCUGCCCACCGGGUGCCGAAGGACUGGGGGUGACAGUGACAGUGCCGGCUCAGUGGGUGCCCCCCAGGGAUGGCAGCAGCAGGGGCACCCCCAGGCACUGGGAGGGGGGCACCUGCCCCCUCCCCACGGUGCCAGCCCCUCCCCGUGCCCCCCCGGCAUGUGUAUCGUGAAGCAUGAGUCCAACCGAGCAGCAUGUGCCACCCCGGCCAGCGCUCGGCUUAGGGGGGACACGAGGGGCAUGUCACCCCCAGGGUGCAACUGCCCCCCCCAGCCCCCGCCCCGUGCAGCCCACAGCCACAAGCAGAGCCCCCCCCCCCCCCCCCGCAGGGAGUGGGAUCCUCGGGGGCUCCGGCACCCCAAAUGGGGGGUACCCCCUGCACCCCCUGGCCCUGCGCCCCAACAGCCCAGCCUGUGUCCCCCAUGUGUGUCCCCCCAGGCCGUGUCCCCCCCCCCCGCGCUGGCAGCUGCCCGCUGAUGCCUUGGCCAAAAUAAACGUGUUUCCCCGUGGUGCCUGCGCAGCCCUCGCAGUUCCGGGGUGCUGAAGGGUCCUUGGGAUGGGGACCCCUCACUGGGCAGGGGGGGGUCAGGGACAGGGACAGCGCCACCACACCAGCCUGGCGGGACCCCCCCCCGACCCCCCAGGAUGGGGAGC
Molecule: messenger RNA, 3368 nt
Organism: Falco peregrinus (peregrine falcon)
Lineage: Eukaryota; Metazoa; Chordata; Aves; Falconiformes; Falconidae
Gene: AMIGO1
Product: adhesion molecule with Ig like domain 1
Exons: 2
Coding region: 980-2443 (487 amino acids)
Biological process (GO): brain development
Molecular function (GO): protein binding
Source: RefSeq, a predicted model, not a curated record